ACAAAGAUGGCGACCGUGUACCUCGGCCUGCGCUUGCACUCGUCCAAACUCGAGAAAAUUACGCUGAAUAAUGUCAGUCUCAGCGAUACAGUCGAUAGUAUCAAGCAGACAGCGGCUAGCAAGGGCAAGACGUCGGCGGAUAAGAUCGAACUAGUCCACUGCGGUGUCAUUCUGAAUGGAUCGGAGACACUGGAAGAAGCAGGGAUCACCUCAGGUGCUAUGAUUCACUGUCUUCCCAAAAAAGAGGAUCCUGUAACUGUGGCCGUCCCAUUAAGCCUCCCCGAAGUGCAGACAUUACUAGUGUCACUGAGAAAUGUUGCCGCUCACCCAAAUUUCCGUGCUUUUAUACAAAAACUUCGAACCCCAGAGAUGGUAGAGAAGGUGCUCUCGUCAUGUCCAAUUGCUCGUAGUGAUCCAUCAGCUCUCUCCAUGCUUCAGGACCCUGAGUUGUUUAUGGGACUCACCAAUCCAGAUAACUUAAGCAAGGUCGUAGAUAGUAAUCCUGCAGUGGGAAGGGUGGCAGAGUAUGUGACAUCCCUCAUGACGUCAGACACCACUUCACCUCGACGGUCACAUCAUGUCUCGUACUCUAUGGAUGCUCUCUCUGAUGACGAAGAAAUGGAUGCUGAGCAGUCAGGAGACUCAGCAGGUGGCAGUCGUAACAGUGGGUCAGUGCCCUUCCAGCCUAUUACACCUGCACAGUUAGCAGCAGCUCUUGCCAGUGCUACAGGAAGCAGCAGUGGCAACAAUGGAAGUAAUACCCGCCUACCCACUAGUGCCCCACGCAGUAUCCCUACCACCCCUUCCGCUGCCACAACCACUCCUUUCAAUACCCCUGCACCAUCUGCAGGUGCCUCCGCAGGCCCAGGACCCAUCACCCACGAGAUGUUCAGCACCGCCCUUCAGAACGCGCUGGCAGCUUCAGCGUCCAGGGCAUCAGUUCCUUCGUCAUCGUCCUCCUCCUCAUCAGCCCCCCCCUCAGCCAGUGUCCAGAUUCCCAACCUGGAUGAGAACUUGCAGCUCAUGAGAGAAAUGGGCAUCCUGGAUGAGGACCUGAGUCGCCAGGCACUCCAGGCCACCAACGGCGAUGUACAGGCUGCUGUGAAUCUCAUAUUCGCUCAGUGGAUGGCUGAUGACUAAGCUCUCCUCCUUUUGUCUAAGUGUAGUUUUAGAAUUUCCCUUUUGGAGCAGCAGCUUGGCUCAUUAUAAGGUUGAAAUUAAAGGAAAGGAGAGGGAGAGAGUGUGAAAGAAAGAAGAGAAGUAAAAAGUAAAAAUCAUGCAUGACUUUGGAUCGUUUACCAUAUUUCAAUAUAGAAAAAUUGCAUUUUCAUUCUCUUACUGCUAAAAAUUUUGCCAAAGCUUAUAUUACUUAUGGAUAGAAAGCUAACUAGUGAAAUGCAUAUGUAUUUUGAAAAACGUAUAAUCUUCUAGAAAAGAAAAUAAACUUUUUUUAUA
Molecule: messenger RNA, 1455 nt
Organism: Penaeus chinensis
Lineage: Eukaryota; Metazoa; Arthropoda; Malacostraca; Decapoda; Penaeidae
Product: ubiquitin-like protein 7
Exons: 8
Coding region: 7-1140 (377 amino acids)
Biological process (GO): ubiquitin-dependent protein catabolic process
Cellular component (GO): cytosol
Molecular function (GO): polyubiquitin modification-dependent protein binding
Source: RefSeq, a predicted model, not a curated record